AUGGUCGGUCUCUCUUUUGAAGCAACUCCCGAUCCCGUGGCUGCAUCACAUCAUGCAAUCCAUCAGGCAGGCGCGACCGUGUCUUCCGCACUGUCCGCCCUUCAAGUACCACCUCUUUCCGCUAUUCCAUUCAUCGACUCCCCAACAGCGCGUCCAGGACGUUGGGCCCAGUGCCUAGCCAUGGUCCAGGAUAUAUGGGAUGCCGAGCUGUUUGUGGCGUCCUCUCCAGAAGGUGACUCUGGAUUGCUCGUCGAGAACGCAGCGGCAACCAACGACACGCGUGCCAAGCUUUCGGAACGCUUACCUGUGUACUUGGUGUCUCCGCCGGGCGAGGCUGCUUGGAUUCGAGAGGCACGCAACCCAUCUUGUUUGUACCCCACGCCAAACCCUUCAGCCAAUUCAUCUCGAACAAAACGAACUCGAGAGGACAGAGAUGCAACGGAAGACCAGUCCAUGCAAGAAGCCCCAUCAGCGACGGCCCCGGGAACUCCCGCCGCUAACGGAGCCGCAUCCUCAUCGGAGGCUACGACUGACAAGCGACCGCGGCCAUCUGCGCAAGGAGAUGGAAAGAAUGGGUCUGUAGGGCUCGGCCUCAAUCAUCCCGUGCUUGGACAGGCCGGCGCAUUCGCAGUAGUGGCAAAAUUAUACGACGCUACGGCUGGACGAGAACUCAAAGUCAACACGUUGGUUCGAGUCGUGGGGAUCUUGCAGGAAGCUAUGCCAGUCGCGAGCGGAAAUGACGCCUUCGCUGAAGAGUUUGCGGCUAGGAAUCCCGAGAUCGUGAAGCGCCUGCAUGUCGUGCAGAUGCGGGGGGCUGAGGAAUGGGAAAUCAACCCAGCCACAGCGGCCCUCGUCGCAAACGGUGGGCAACAAGCCUUGGCCGAGGCUCGACAAGAGUUGAAAGCCGUGUUGCCCGGAGUGCGGGAUAUGCUCAUCAAGUAUCUCUCUUCAGCGCUUUGCGAUGAUACUGUCGCAGCUGAGUACUUGCUGAUGUGUCUCCUUUCUCGACCCGCUCAAAGAACGGAGGGCGGUGACGCGAUUGGGAAACUGUCAUUGAAUCUUGUUGUUCCGAAAGAAGUAUCGGAUUCUCAGCCAGACUUCUCUUCCCAGCUAUCCAAAGCAAUUGAGAAUGUCGUCAACGCCGUCGUCCCGGUGGAACUGAGUAUCGCUUCCCUGAACGCCAGGGAGCUGUACCCCAAAAAGGAUUACACAUUGAAUCGUCUAAAGGCGGCACCACUUCAACUUGCGGGCGGGGCGGUGCUUCUUGCGGAUGAGACAAGACUCAGCAACGGGCAUUUGGCCGAGCGUGGGUUGAGAAAUGUUCGCGCUCUGAGCUCACUCGCGAAGCAGUGCACAGCACCACUUGAUUUCCAGUAUUAUGAGACUGAAAUCCUUGUCCAGUGUUGUCCAGUUUUCGUGUCGAAGGGCAGCAAAUCCAUUAUUCCCGCUGAUGUCGUCGUGCGCAUCAAGCCCGAUACCGGAUUGAAGCUCCAAAAGUGGGAUAGCUACAAUGAAGACCUUUUACGGAAAAUGCGGCUAGCCAUGGCAUUGUUGACAGAGCAGGGUGAGUUUGACAUCUCAGAAGGUGCGUCAAAGGCUGUGGAGAAUGAGUACGUUGCAGCAAGGAAGAGCGGGCAGGCAAAGGAUGGACAAGCGACACUACAAAGUUGGUUGGCAUUGGCGCGGUGUUGCUCUAGGUCAUUCGGAGAGGCUGUGCUCACACCUGAGAGAUGGUCCCACGCUAGACAGCUCGAGGCCAAGCGAGCAGAAAGGGACAGGAGAUAG
Molecule: messenger RNA, 1785 nt
Organism: Chondrus crispus (carragheen)
Lineage: Eukaryota; Rhodophyta; Florideophyceae; Gigartinales; Gigartinaceae
Exons: 1
Coding region: 1-1785 (594 amino acids)
Biological process (GO): DNA-templated DNA replication
Molecular function (GO): chromatin binding
Source: RefSeq, a predicted model, not a curated record